Microplitis mediator is the source of this 2513-nucleotide messenger RNA. RefSeq lists its product as uncharacterized. Gene Ontology annotation, biological process: sensory perception of smell; detection of chemical stimulus involved in sensory perception of smell. Gene Ontology annotation, cellular component: plasma membrane. NCBI's taxonomy places the organism in Eukaryota, Metazoa, Arthropoda, Insecta, Hymenoptera, Braconidae. Bases 39 to 2513 code for a protein of 824 amino acids. The transcript has 7 exons. The record is from RefSeq and is a predicted model, not a curated record. Gene Ontology annotation, molecular function: olfactory receptor activity; odorant binding.
CUGAAAAUACUGAAAUAAUAUUCAGUAAAACAUUAACCAUGAAGAGUUUAGCAGUAAAUCAACAAAUUUAUUGGACCGAAGAUUCGGUGAAAGCAAUAGGAUUAUACAAGUACAUGAUACAAGUAAUUUGUUCAUGGCCACUUGAAUCUAGAAAUUAUUUUUGGAAAAUUCGUAUCAUAUUGCUAUUUAUUUAUUUGUUAAUCUCAGGUAAUUUUUAUAUUAGAGAAAUACUAAAUCAUUGUGGGACGAGUUAUGAAUAUACUACAUUAUUUGGAAUGAUAUUUGGUGUGAUAUCAGCAGUAAUUAAAAUAAUACUACUAAAUAUAUCAUAUGAAAAUACAUCAUUUAUUAUAAAAAAUAUUAUCAACGAUUGGUGGAUGAUCAAAGACGAAAAAUCGAAACAUAUAAUGCGUGAAUACGCAUCUUUAAACAGAGUUUUAUUUUACGGGUUGUUAACGCCAUUUUUAAUGUAUACAACUAAAUUGACAUUAGAAAAAAUUCCACAUGUCGUUACGAUAGAUAAUACUACUGUAUUAUUGCGCACUAUUCCCAUAAGCUCCGAAUGCUGGAAUUUUUCAGAUACACCUACUGUUAUUUAUGUUAUUCGGUUCGUUUGGCGUACUCUUGAAUUUAUAAUUUAUAAUAUCGUGAGUUGUGGGAUUGAUUUAUAUUUUUUUGUAUUGGCGAUGCAUAUUUGUGGGCAAAUGGAAAUAUCGAAUACAAAUAUACGAAAUUUUUUGGCCAUCAAUAAUGGUAAAUUUGAAAGUGAUAAAUUUUACGCUGUUAUCAAUCGACAAAAAUAUUUAUUACAAUUAAUAGAUUUACUAAAGGAAUCAUUCAAUUAUGUGAUACUGGCGGUGUUGUUAAUAGCAGCGGUUCAUUUAAAUAUUAUCGUUAUCAUGGUGCUUAUGGCCUUGAAAAACAACAACAUAAGUUCAGUUAUUGAAGAUGCUGCUGGAAAUAUAGUAUAUUUUUUUUCUCAAAUAUAUAUUUAUUGUUAUGUCAGUGAUAAACUGUCAUCGAAAAUUGAAGAGUCGUGUUUCGCGGUGUACAGUUGUAGUUGGUACAAUUUUUCAAACAGAACAAAUAAAGAUAUUGUAUAUAUUAUGUUAAGAAAUAGCCAAAAAUUUUAUCUUACAGCUGGAAAAUUUUAUCAUAUGAAUUUGAUAAACUUUACAGAUAUUGUCAAAAUGAUGUUUUCAUUCUUUUCAGUUAUGAGAUUGUAUAAGAACUUCCUCUUGUUUAUCUUGUAUUUUCUGCGUACUGUAAAUGCUAACACAAUAUCUAGUAAAAUAUCAGACAUGAAAAGUAAAACAACAAUAAAUGAACCUAACUCCGUACAUUGGACAGAAGAUUCAAUAAAAGCUAUUGGACUAUACAAGUAUAUACUACAAAUAAUUUGUUCAUGGCCAUUAGAACAGAGAAAUAUUUAUUGGAAAAUCCGUAUUUCUUCAUUAUUUGUUUAUUUGAUGAUCUCGGGUAUAUUUAUUACUCAAGAAUUAUUAGAUCAUUGUGGUACAAGUUAUGAAAUAACUUCACAAGUUGGAAUGAUGAUCGGUCCAAUAUCAGCAAUUACUAAAAUAUCACUUUUAAAUAUCUAUCACAAAAAUAUAUCAUUUAUUGUUCAAAAUUUGAUUUACGAUUGGCGCAUUAUUAAUGACGAGAAGUGUAAAACUAUAAUGCGUCGAUAUUCGUCUCUAAAUAGAGUGCUAUUUUAUGGUAUAUUAACACCGUUUUCGCUAUACACAUUAAAAUUUAUCAUAGACAGGAUUCCGCACACUAUUUUGACAAAUGAUAAUACGACUGUUUAUGUACGCACAACUCCUAUCAGUUCUGAAUGCUGGAAUUUAGCUGAUAUACCAACUGUUUUUUACAUAAUUCGAUUUGCAUGUCGAACUUUUGAAUUUGUUAUUUAUAAUUUCGUAAGUUGUGGAAUUGAUUUGUAUUUUCUCGUGCUGGCGAAGCAUAUUUGCGGUCAAAUGGAAAUAUCGAAUAUGAAUAUUCAAAACUUUUUGGUAGCCAAUGAUGGUAGAUUUGAACGUGACAAAUUUUAUAAAUUAAUUGAUCGACAAAAGUAUAUGUUGGGACUAAUGGAUAAAUUACGCGAGUCGUUUAAUUACAUAACUCUAGCAGUAUUAUUGAUAAGUGGAAUCCACUUAAAUAUCAUAAUUAUCAUGAUUUUUGUAGCACUAAAAGACAACAAUAUGAAUGCGGUUUUUCAAGAUGCUACUGGAACGAUAUUAUAUUUUUUAGCUCAAAUAUUUAUAUACUGUUACGCUGGCGAUGAACUAUCAUCGAAAGUUAAAAAUUCACGUUUAGCUGUGUACAGCUGUAGUUGGUACAAUGUUUCAAUUAAUACUCGUAAGGAUAUUAUAUUUAUUAUGCUAAGAGUUAAUAAGGAAUUUCAUUUAACGGCGGGAAAAUUUUAUUAUAUGAAUUUACUCAACUUUACAAACAUUGUUAAAACGAUGGUGUCAUUUUUUUCAGUCAUGAGAUUAGUAAUUUUUGAAUAA